AUGAACUGGAUGCUUCCUGCGCGCGCCGCUCAAGCCGUACUUUCUAUUGUUGUCUUGGGACUCAUGGCGUACGUAUCAUCAUGGUGGUCAAGUCAUUGGCGACAGUCGUCUCCAAUCGAAAUCAACUACCUCAUCUUCGCGCCAGCUUGGAGUCUUCUGACGCUCGCUCCUUUGAUGCUCAUCUCGCUGGGCAAAUUCGCCCACUUGGCAGAACAAACCGCUAUGAAGUGGACUCUGUUGGGCAUCGAAGGCAUGACGAUGCUCUUUUGGCUCAGUGGUUUUGUCUCGCUAGGCGUGUUUUUGAACGGUCGCAUCUGCUUUGGCAUGGUCUGCGAUGUAGCUCGCGCAAGCACGGCGCUCAGCGCUGUCUCGUGGUUUGCGUGGAUGGCCACCUUCGGGCUUAGUGUGAUGGCAGUUAUCAAAGGACGCAAGACUGGUGCGGCGAGCGCUGGGAAGAAGCCAUAUGGGAACGAGAUCAAAAUGCACCAAGGUGUAUAGAUGAGACUGAAGACGUGAGGGUGACGCGUACAUAACUAGGAAAGCGAUCAUCAGGCAUGAUUGCGGCGCUUUGGUGUUCUCAUGAAUGAAUGAUGUCUCUCGUUUGCUCUGCUUUGCUUUGCGCAGCACUGAAAUUCAGCUACAAUAUC
Molecule: messenger RNA, 647 nt
Organism: Bipolaris maydis ATCC 48331
Lineage: Eukaryota; Fungi; Ascomycota; Dothideomycetes; Pleosporales; Pleosporaceae
Cellular component (GO): membrane
Source: RefSeq, a predicted model, not a curated record